Messenger RNA from Cucumis melo (muskmelon), 8310 nucleotides. Its product is annotated as kinesin-like protein KIN-5C. The coding region runs from base 4960 to 7992 and encodes 1010 amino acids. Gene Ontology annotation, biological process: microtubule-based movement. The record is from RefSeq and is a predicted model, not a curated record. NCBI's taxonomy places the organism in Eukaryota, Viridiplantae, Streptophyta, Magnoliopsida, Cucurbitales, Cucurbitaceae. Gene Ontology annotation, molecular function: ATP binding; microtubule binding; plus-end-directed microtubule motor activity. The transcript has 23 exons.
AUAUAAUCGAAAAAGUUCAAAAAUAGAAUUUCAAGCAAGAAAACACGAAUAAAACGUUUUUGGAUAGAGCUUUUAAAAGAGAUUUUGCUAAUAAAUAUGUAUACACACACAUAUAUACGUUCUCGAAAGAGUUUCUAGAAGAAAAGAGGAAGAGGAAAAGUUUGACGCAAUUUCUUGCAAAGAGCCUUUUAAAAGUUUGUUUCCGCAUGUGCAAAGAUGGCACCAAGGCAACACCUUCCGCGCACAGUGUGCAUGUUGCUUUGCUGCACAUUGGUUUGUGGCACCCUUGCUCGUGCAGUUUUUCGAAAGCUUUGUAAAAUGUUCAGUUAAAAAAAAUAAAACAAAAAUAAAAUGGAAGACGAAAGUUCAAGAAAAUACUAUGGAAAAAGUUCGAUAAAAGAAUUUGAAGCAUGAAAACACUAAGAAAACAUUUUUGGAUAGACCUUUUAAACGAGAGACUUUGCUAAUAUAUACAUACACAUAUAUACAUAUGUUCUGGAAAGAGUUUCUAGAAGAAACGACGAAGAGAAAAAGUUUGACACAAUUUCUGGCAAAGAGCUUUUUAAAAGUUUGCUUCCGCAUGUGCAAAGAUGGCACCAAGACAACACCUUCCGCGCACAGUGUGCAUGUUGCUUUGCUGCUCAUUGGCUUGUGUGUGCCCAACACCCUUGCUCAUGCAGUUUUUCGAAAGCGUUACAUAGUUUUCUGUUUCGGAAAAAAAAAUAAAAACAAAAUAGAAGACGGAUGUUCAAGAAAAUAUUAUCCAAAAAGUUCAAAAAUAGAAUUUCAAGCAAGAAAACACGAAUAAAACGUUUUUGGAUAGAGCUUUUAAAAGAGAUUUUGCUAAUAUAUAUGUAUACACACACAUAUAUACAUAUGUUCUCGAAAGAGUUUCUAGAAGAAAAGAGGAAGAGGAAAAGUUUGACACAAUCUCUUGCAAAGAGCUUUUUAAAAGUUUGCUUCCGCAUGUGCAAAGAUGGCACCAAGGCAACACCUUCCGCGCACAGUGUGCAUGUUGCUUUGCUGCACAUUGGUUGUGUGUGGCCAACACCCUUGCUCGUGCAGUUUUUCGAAAGCUUUGUAAAAUGUUCAGUUAAAAAAAAUAAAACAAAAACAAAAUGGAAGACGAAAGUUCAAGAAAAUACUAUGGAAAAAGUUCGAAAAAAGAAUUUGAAGCAUGAAAACACUAAGAAAACAUUUUUGGAUAGACCUUUUAAACGAGAGAUUUUGCUAAUAUAUAUGUAUACACACACAUAUAUACAUAUGUUAUGGAAAGAGUUUCUAGAAGAAACGACGAAGAGAAAAAGUUUGACACAAUUUCUUGCAAAGAGCUUUUUAAAAAUUUUCUUCCGCAUGUGCAAAGAUGGCACCAAAGCAACACCUUCCGCGCACAGUGUGCAUGUUGCUUUGCUGCACAUUGGUUGUGUGUGGCCAACAUCCUUGCUCGUGCAGUUUUUCGAAAGCUUUGUAAAAUGUUCAGUUAAAUGAAAAUAAAACAAAAACAAAAUGGAAGACGAAAGUUCAAGAAAAUAUUAUGGAAAAAGUUUGAAAAAAGAAUUUGAAGCAAGAAAACACAAAAAAGAUGUUUUUGCAUAGACCUUUUAAAUGAGAGAUUUGCUAAUAUAUAUGUAUAUACACAGACAUAUAUACAUAUGUUCUAGAAAGAGUUUCUAGAAGAAACGAGAAAGAGAAAAAGUUUGACACAAUUUCUGGCAAAGAGCCUUUUAAAAGUUUGCUUCCUCACGUGCAAAGAUGGCACCAAGGCAACACCUUCCGCGCACAGUGUGCAUGUUGCUUUGCUGCACAUUGGCUUGUGUGUGGCCAACACCCUUGCUCGUGCAGUUUUUCGAAAGCUUUGUAAAAUGUUCAGGUAAAAAAAAUAAAACAAAAACAAAAUGGAAGAUGAAAGUUCAAGAUAAUGGAAAAAGUUCGAAAAAAGAAUUUGAAGCAAGAAAACACUAAGAAUACCUUUUUGGAUAGACCGUUUAAAAGAGUAAUUUUGCUAAUAUAUUUAUAUAUACACACACAUAUAUACAUAUGUUCUGGAAAGAGUUUCUAGAAGAAAAGAGGAAGAGAAAAAGUUUGACACAAUUUCUUGCAAAGAGCUUUUUAAAAGUUUGCUUCCGCAUGUGCAAAGAUGGCAUCAAGGCAACACCUUCCGCGCACAGUGUGCAUGUUGCUUUGCUACUCAUCGGUUUGUGUGUGGCCAACACCCUUGCUCAUGCAGUUUUUCGAAAGCGUUAUAAAGUGUUCUGUUUCGGAAAAAAAACAGACAAAAUGGAAGACGGAUGUUCAAGAAAAUAUUAUAGAAAAAGUUCGAAAAUAGAAUUUCAAGCAAGAAAACACGAAUAAAACGUUUUUGGAUAGAGCUUUUAAAAGAGAUUUUGCUAAUAAAUAUGUAUACACACACACAUGUAUACAUAUGUUCUUGAAAGAGUUUCUAGAAGAAAAGAGGAAGAGAAAAAGUUUGACACAAUUUCUUGCAAAGAGCUUUUUAAAAGUUUGCUUCCGCAUGUGCAAAGAUGGCACAAGGCAACACCCUUGCCCGUGCGGUUUUUUGAAAGCUUUGUAAAAUGUUCGGUUAAAGAAAAAUAAAACAAAAACAAAAUGGAAGACAAAAGUUCAAGAAAAUAUAAUGGAAAAAGUUCGAAAAAAGAAUUUGAAGCAAGAAAACACAAAGAAAACGUUUUUGGAUAGACCUUUUAAAAGAAUGAUUUUGUUAAUAUACAUGUAUACACACACACACAUAUAUACGUAUGUUCUGGAAAGAUUUUCUAGAAGAAAAGGGGAAGAGAAAAAGUUUGACACAAUUUCUUGCAAAGAGCUUUUUAAAAGUUUGUUUCCGCAUGUGCAAAGAUGGCACCAAGGCAACACCUUCCGCGCACAGUGUGCAUGUUGUUUUGCUGCUCAUUGGCUUGUGUGUGGCCAACACCCUUGCUCAUGCAGUUUUUCGAAAGCGUUGUGAAAUGUUCAGUUAAAGAAAAAUAAAACAAAAACAAAAUGGCAGACGAAAGUUCAAGAAAAUAUUAUGGAAAAAGUUCAUAGAAAACAGGAAAACUUUUAGAAAAUGUUUUUGGAAAGAUCUUUUAAAAGAUAGAUUUUGCAAAUAUAUAUGUAGACACACACACACAUAUAUACAGAUGUUCUGGAAUGAGUUUCUAGAGAAAAAGAGGAAGAAAGAAAAUUUGACACAAUUUCUUGCGAAGUUCGAAAAAAGAAAUUGAAGCAAGAAAACACUAAGAAAACGUUUUUGGAUAGACCUUUUAAAAGAGAGAUUUUGCUAAUAUAUAUGUAUACACACACACACACAUAUACAUAUGUUCUGAAAAAUAUUUUGUAAAGAGUUUGUAAAUAUAAUUUGCAUUGAAUCUUUGAAAAUACCUUCUGGAAAGACAGUUUAGAAAAAUGUUCUGUCAUUAAUAUGAUUAUUAAGAUGGAAAAAGUUAUUGCAAAUCUGCACAGAAUAGAAAAACAGUUGCGUAGUCCUUCAUCCACCUAAAACAGCAAUUACUCAGACAGUAACAAAGUUAUUGAAGGUAAAUCAACCUUAAUAAACUGGAAAACAAAAGAAUGUUGUGUGGUUGUGACAGUUAGUUAUGGGCUUCUCACGUAUAUGUCCGAAAGAGUAAUUGGUAAUGAUGCCUAAGAAACAUUAGAAAAGUAAAAUUGUAUUGCCUAUAAAAGUUCACAUAAAUGCAGGAUUAAAAAGAAUUGCAUUUAACAGAACCUAAUUUGAGGGAAAGCCAGCAGCUAAAUAAACAUAGCCUCGUAGCUAGUAGCUUUUAAUUUUCUCCUCCCUCUACCGUACAUGACAUUAGAGAACUCCUGAAACCAAUCACACCAUCCAUGAUACGGGAAAGCUAAAUAAACAACUUACUUGAUAGACGCUCGCCAGGGUUGUGCAAAGCCUCCUCACGAAGGAACUCGUCAACCGAAUUGAUAGCAUCCUUGGAAACCCUAUCGAGAGAAGAAGAAGCCGAAGCAACGAAGCGGAUGAAAAAUGAUACGCAGGAGCAGCAUCGGCAACAGGGUGGUCCAAGGAUUUGGAAUUCUUCUUAGGGGGUGAAAGAAGGGAGCAUCAACCGACUCGUGGCUACGUCCAAAUUGGCGACCUCCCAUGACUCCGGUGCUCCAAGACAUAUAAGAUAAGAGAAUGAAGGUCCCCACGACAAAGAAGAAGGAGGUAGUAAGAUAACUUGUGGAUCAGAAUUGCAUUUUCGAAAUUAGGGUUUGGAGAUUGGACGGAGAGUGAAGAAGAAAACUGAAGAGAGAAAUUGGCCAACGGCAUUAUUUUGUUUUUGGAAAAUUAUAGAGAGAAAUUGGCCAACGGGAUUAUUUUAUUUUUGGAAGGUUGAAUUGUUCAAAGACGUUGCGUGCAUGUGCCCGCCCACAACAAAUAUCCAAUAUAUUUGAGAUUCAUUUAUGGUUCGUGUGUUAAAGUUGAAGUCUCGAGGUCUUUGUUGGGCCUCGUGGGCCAAAAUUCAAAAACAAUUUGAACCAUCCAAUAAAAAUUGCCAUAGAAGCCGGGUGAAUUGGACCAAGCAUUAUCUUAGUUAUUAGGCUAUGUCUUCGAACAUGGGCUUUAUAACCUCAAGGCCCAAUUUCUAAUUUGUCAUUUCCCCAAAAGGUUGGGGGGCAAAACAGACAUUAAACUCGAAUAAAACAGCGUAGAUCGAAAGUGAUGUGAGCCGUCGGAUCGACAUUCCCCAACUUCUAUCCGUCGAUCUAGUAGACGGUAGACACAUAGCAAAGCGGCUCUCAAAAUUCAAAUUCUUCUCCUCAAUCCCGCCUGUUCUUAUUUUGGAGCGUCAGAGAGAGAGAGAGAGAGUGAGAAAGAAGACGCCAUUAGAGAGAGACAACCGAGGAGGAAUCAGAGCAGAUCUGGUUUUGAAAGUGAAGAAACUCCUUUGUAUUUGUUCAUUUCUUCUUGAUUCUCUGUUUCUCGCCGCCGAUUGAAGGAUGUCUGGUCGUCACGAGAAGGAGAAGGGCGUCAAUGUUCAAGUCCUUCUUCGUUGCAGGCCUUUUAGUGAUGAAGAGUUGCGAAGUAAUGCACCGCAGGUUGUUACUUGUAAUGAUUAUUCUAGGGAGGUGACUGUAUCUCAGAAUAUUGCUGGAAAGCAUUUUGACAGAGUUUUCACUUUCGAUAAGGUUUUCGGUCCUUCAGCUAAGCAGAAAGACCUUUAUGACCAAGCUGUAGUUCCCAUAGUUAAUGAAGUAUUGGAAGGCUUUAAUUGUACAAUUUUUGCUUAUGGACAAACUGGUACAGGGAAAACGUACACAAUGGAAGGGGAAUGCAAACGAUCAAAGAGUGGUCCAAAUGGAGAGUUGCCUCCUGAAGCAGGAGUUAUACCCAGAACCGUGCAGCAGAUUUUUGACACCCUAGAGGGUCAGAAUGCUGAGUACAGCGUGAAGGUGACUUUCUUGGAGCUGUACAAUGAGGAAAUUACUGACUUACUAGCUCCAGAGGAGAUUACGAAAGUUGCUUUGGAGGAGAAGCAGAAAAAGCAAUUGCCCCUAAUGGAGGACGGCAAAGGGGGUGUUCUUGUGAGAGGUCUGGAGGAGGAAAUUGUUACUAGUGCCAGUGAGAUUUUCAGCUUACUUGAAAGAGGAUCAGCUAAGCGUCGCACUGCAGAGACAUUGUUAAAUAAGCAAUCAAGUCGGUCACAUUCUCUCUUUUCCAUUACAAUACACAUUAAGGAAGCAACACCAGAAGGCGAAGAACUCAUCAAAUGUGGGAAGCUAAAUUUGGUUGAUCUGGCUGGAUCAGAAAACAUAUCUCGUUCUGGCGCCCGAGAGGGUCGUGCACGAGAAGCUGGGGAGAUCAAUAAAAGUUUACUGACACUGGGGCGUGUGAUAAAUGCACUUGUGGAACAUCUUGGGCACAUCCCAUAUAGGGAUAGCAAGCUUACACGGUUACUCCGCGAUUCACUUGGGGGAAGAACCAAAACAUGCAUCAUUGCCACAGUUUCCCCUGCUGUUCACUGUCUCGAGGAAACCCUGAGUACACUAGAUUAUGCACACAGGGCCAAAAAUAUUAAGAAUAAGCCAGAGGUCAAUCAAAAAAUGAUGAAAUCUACCUUGAUCAAGGAUCUCUAUGGUGAAAUUGACCGUUUAAAGGCAGAGGUUUAUGCCGCUCGUGAAAAGAAUGGUGUCUAUAUUCCAAAGGAACGAUACCAACAAGAGGAGAGUGAAAGAAAGGCAAUGGCAGAUCAAAUUGAACAAAUGGGAGUAACAAUUGAAACUUAUCAGAAGCAACUAGAAGAAUUACAGGAUAAAUAUAAUAUUCAAUCAGUACAGUGCUCUGAUUUGAGCAAGAAACUUGAUUCUACAGAGAAAACUCUAUGUCAAACUCAAAAGUUGCUAUCAAGCGCCGAGGAACAGUUGAAGAAAUGUCAUUAUUACCUGAAGGAAAAGGAUUUCGUUAUUUCUGAACAAAGAAAAGCAGAAAACGCUCUGGCUCAUCAAGCAUGUGUUCUGCGGUCCGAUCUGGAAAAAGCUCUUCAGGAUAACGCUUCAUUAUUUAUGAAAAUCGGUAGAGAAGAUAAACUGAAUACGGAAAAUCGAGCAGUGGUGGAUAAUUAUCAGAUAGAGCUUACGCAACAAAUCGGCUCUGUUUGCAAUAUUGUCUCAACGUCCUUGUCUCGACAGAAUGAACAUCUUCAAUGUGUUGAAAACAUAUGCCAUUCGUUUUUAGACAAACAUGAAAAGGCAAUAAUAGACAUGAAGAAAAAAUUAUCAUCAUCGAGAACAUUAUAUAUAUCUCAUAUUGAGGCUUUGCAAAAUGUUGUUCGUUUGCACAAAGCCAGCUCAAAUGCCACUUUAGAAGAUAUUUCCUCUUUGGCAUCUUCUAGUGCAAAAUCCAUUGAAGAAUUUCUGACAACAGAGGCUCGUGAAGCAUCUACGAUACUCGACAAUCUUCAAAGUACUCUUUCAACUCAAUCGAAAGAAAUGGCUCUUUUUGCAAGGGAAUUAAGACAGAGAUUUCACGUCACUAUUGAUCAAACGAAGGAUAUUUCGGAAUAUAUUGAAGAAUUCCUCUCUAAGUUGACUGAGGAAUCAAAGAGAUUGGGAAAUCAUGCAGCUGAGGCUGAAGAGAUCCAGAUGAAAAGCAUUGCAGAAUUUCAAAAAGUUUAUGAGGAGCAAUCAAGAUCUGAUACGGAGAAGCUUAUAGCUGAUAUGACCAAAUUGGUAUCUUGUCACAUUCGUCGCCAAAAGGAAUUGGUCGAUGCAAGGCUCAUUGGUCUUCAAGAAACUGCCAGUGCGAACAAGACGUUUUUGGAUGGAUAUAUUUCCUCCAUGGAUGGUAUGGCUACAGAUGCAAAGCGAAAAUGGCAGGUGUUUGCAACGCAGACCGACAGUGAGACAAGAGAUAGUGCUGACUUCUCCGCUGCUAAACAUUGUCGGAUGGAGGCGCUCCUGCAGCAAUGCGUCGGGACUACUGAUUUGGCUCUGAAACAGUGGAACAAAACACGAGAGUCUUUGACUGAGAUGGGUAAUAAGCAUGUUUCGGAUGUGGUGUCUGCUGUGAGAGGUGCUUGUGAUAGUAACGAGCAACAUGAUACCGAGUUUACUUCUGAGCGUUCUGCAGCUGAACAAGACAUGAUGACGAACAUUGAAGAUACUCUUCAACAUGUUGAUAGCAUUUCUAAACAAGAACGUGGUUCUAUCUCUGGUAUAUUAGAUGCUGUCAAAACUCAUACAGAAACAAUGGAAGCUUUCCGGACUGAUCACUCUUGCCAAGUUUCUUCCAUUGAAGAAAAAGCAAAAGAAACAUUUCGGCAGCAAUAUGCGGACUAUGAGCCAACCGGCAGCACCCCAAUCCGAUGUGAACCUGACGUCCCCAGCAAGAGUACGAUCGAGUCGCUGCGUGCCAUGCCAAUGGAAGCCCUUGUGGAGGAAUUCAGGGAAAACAAUUCUUUUGAUUUAUUGAGUAAUGGCAAAGAAUUGAAUCCAUCACUUAUACCGCGAGCGCCGCUGAUGGAGCGCAACUAAUUAAAAGAAAGAAAUCAAAAUUUGGUGGGAAGUUGAACCUGUAUCUGUGUAAUAUUAACUGUUGUUGUUAGUAGUAGAUAUACACAGCGAAAAGGUUGGAUGGAAGGGUAAGUUGGGUCAAGAAUGAAUAAAUCUUUUCUUGAGAUUUACUUAAGGAGAUCGGGGUUUUGGUCAUGAAUGAAUGUCAAUGUAUAUUAAGCAGAAAUGCCCUCCAUUUUUAAAUUUUUUAUUUUCAGAAAGAUACAGGAUUUGUUGUGUAGUGAAAGGGAGAUUCUUGAUUAAAAAGAAAGAAAAUAGUGUUGCCUUUCUUCCGCUAUU